AUGUCCCACCGCCUAUAUUUCUCUCUGCGUUUUCGUCUCCCUCCAUCUGUUUCACUAUACUUAUUUGUCUCUCUGUCUUUCUCUCUAAUCAGUUGUCUCCCCUUCCCCUCUUUUUCAUCUACUACUUCGUCUCUUUCUCUCCUUCCUUCUGCGUCUUUGCUCCCCCUCUCUCCCUCUAUCUCUUUGUUACCCGCCUCCUCUUUUUUCCAUCCCUCUCUUUCACACCCUCCUCUUUCCCACUACCUCAUUUUAUCCCUCUACCUCUCUCCCUACCACUCUUUACCUCCACCUCUUUUUCCGUCCAUCUCUUCUUUUUCCUCUCCCACUAACCUUCUACUUCUUUGUCUCCCUACACUACUUUGUCGUCAUCUCUCUCUUUCCCUCCAUCUCUAUGUCUACCUUCCUCUCUCUCUCCCUCUAUUUCCUUGUCUCUCUUUCCUUACAUCUCUUUGUCUCAUUUUAACUCUUUCCCUCCCACUCUUUCCUUCUCCACUCUUUUCCCCUACCUCUUUGUCUCUCUUUCCUUCUAUUCCUUUGUUUCUUACAUUUAUUUCUUCCCCCUCUCUUUCCCUCUAA
Molecule: messenger RNA, 576 nt
Organism: Acanthosepion pharaonis
Lineage: Eukaryota; Metazoa; Mollusca; Cephalopoda; Sepiida; Sepiidae
Source: the annotation of a GenBank genome assembly